AUGGCUGCGACCAAGCUGAAGCGCCCGGCUGAGGUCGUGACCUUUGGGGAUGUUGCUGUGAAUUUCUCCAGGGCAGAAUGGCUUCUCCUUGAUGAGGCUCAGAGACGCCUGUACUUCGACGUCAUGAUGGAAAACUAUGCUCUUAUAUCAUCUCUGGGUUGCUGCUGUGAAGCAGAGCAUGUGGAGGCACCCACUGAACAGAAUAUUACUGUAAGAGUCUCAAAGGCUGUGAAUCUGAAGUCAUCUCUGUCUUCCCAGAAAAGCCACCCAUGUGAGAGUUGUGGGAGUGUCUUGAGAGACAUUUUCCUCUUGCUUAACCAGCAAGGAACCCAACAAGUCCCAACUCUGCUGAGGUGUGGGGCAUGUGCAAAACCAUUUUAUUUCAGUGCACAGAGUCACCAGCAGGGCACAACACGGAAUGGUUUCAUAAGCAGUGUGGACAAGGUCUCCCUUGAAAACAGCUGCAAUUCCGAUGUGUCGUGGGAGCCUUGUACGUCCAGUCAGGUUGCAAAUCGCUUCCUCAUCACCUCCAGACAUCUUGAACAAUUGGCUGCUUACACCAUGAACAGGGGAAAUGAAAUCUUUAUGUCUGGAAUGGCUUUUCAAACUCCAAGCGAUUACACUGCAAGACAACACAAGAAAGUCAGCAGCUGUGAGGACAGACUUGUCGAAGACCGUAGUUCCCUAACUAGAAGACAGUGUUUUUUGUGUUGUGAAUGUGGAAAGUCUUUUUCCAGAAUUUCUGCCCUCCGUGUUCAUCAGAGAGUUCACACAGGAGAAAGGCCUUACAAGUGCAGUACCUGUGGGAAAUCUUAUAUUCGCAGCUCUGACCUCCGUAAACAUGAGAAAGUUCACUCUGCAGAAAGGCCAUUUGUGUGCACUAAAUGUGGGAAGUCUUUUAGGCAAAAAAGUGUCUUUAAUUCUCACCAGAGAGUUCAUACUGGAGAAAGGCCUUUUAAGUGUGGUGAAUGUGGAAAAUCUUUCACCAGUAAACCUGUCCUCCUUUUUCAUCAGAGAGUUCACACUGGAGAAAGGCCUUAUGUCUGUAGCCUCCGGUAUCAUCAGAGAAUUCAUACUGGAGAAAGGCCUUAUGUGUGUGGUCAGUGUGGGAAAUCUUUUUCCCAAAACUUUACCCUCCAUCGUCAUCAGAAAAUUCACACUGGAGAAAAGCCUCAUAAGUGUAAUGAAUGUGGUAAAUCUUUUACCCACAGAUCUGACCUUCGUAAACAUCACAGAGUUCACACUGGGGAAAGGCCUUACAAGUGUAGUAAAUUCUUUCUGGUGGUGGGAGCUCCCCACAACAAUACACCUCUUGCAAAAGAUCUCCUUCAUCCAUCUCCAGAAGAAGAGAAGAGGAAACAAAGGUAGCACCUGGUACAGAGCUUCAAUUCCUACAUCAUGAAUGUGAAAUCUGGAUACUAUAAAAUCACCACCAUCUUUAGCCAUGUGCAAACGAUGUUUUUGUGUGUUGUUUUCUCCAUUGCCCUCUCUCAGCCUACAGUAAGAAAAGCAAAGCUUACAGAAGGAUGCUGCUUCAGAUGAAAGCAGAACUAA
This is a messenger RNA of Artibeus jamaicensis (Jamaican fruit-eating bat), 1554 nucleotides long. RefSeq names its product zinc finger protein 211-like. Gene Ontology annotation, biological process: regulation of DNA-templated transcription; translation. The record is from RefSeq and is a predicted model, not a curated record. Lineage: Eukaryota; Metazoa; Chordata; Mammalia; Chiroptera; Phyllostomidae. Gene Ontology annotation, cellular component: ribosome. Gene Ontology annotation, molecular function: structural constituent of ribosome; DNA-binding transcription factor activity, RNA polymerase II-specific; RNA polymerase II cis-regulatory region sequence-specific DNA binding.